Maudiozyma saulgeensis is the source of this 909-nucleotide messenger RNA. NCBI's taxonomy places the organism in Eukaryota, Fungi, Ascomycota, Saccharomycetes, Saccharomycetales, Saccharomycetaceae. The record is from the annotation of a GenBank genome assembly.
AUGAGUGGAUAUUCAGGGAAUAAUCCUGAUAAUACUAAUAAAUAUUAUCAAGGUAGAAGAUAUAACAAUAAUAGUACCAAUAAUACUUCAACAAGAUAUCAAAAUGUGAGACCAAAUAAUAAUAGCAUACGUGCAGGACGUUAUAAUUAUAACCAUAAUUACAAUGGUAAUAGUAAUCCUAAUAGCAGUAACAACUCACCAUAUGAUUAUACAUCACAACCACAACAACGUUAUCAUGAUAAUAUGAAUAGCAAUAAUAGAAAUUAUUAUAAUAGUAAUAACAACAAUACAAGACAUUACUCUCAAUAUUCUAAUUAUCAUCGUAAUACUACUACUACUACAAAUACCACUAAUAAUACAAUUAUAGAUAAUGAAUUAGCUGCGGAAAUCGAUAGUAAUAUGAAUAGAUCUCAUUCUGGUAAUAAUUACCAUAAGAAUAAUAUGGCGUACCCACAUUCAUAUCAAUCAUAUCAAAACAAUAAGAAUAUACCAUACCAUCAUUAUAAUAAUAAUAACAGCAAUAAUAAUCCGUCAUCACAAAAUAUUCAUAAUGAUAAUUCAAGGAUUAAUUCAACAACGUCAAAAAUUAAUACAACAACUACUAAUCACGGUUCAUUACCACCACCAUCAUAUAUUCAAAGAAAAUCAAUUAAUAAUAAUGAAAUUAAUGAUAACGAUUCAGUUUAUCUAAGAUUAACUGAAUUAGAUAAUUUAACAAAUAUUAGUAAAAAUGAAAUUAAUUCAAUUUUUAAUGAAAAUGAUGAAAUUGAUAAUAAAUUAAAUGACGUCAAAUUAGAUUUUGUUCAACGUGAGAUGGAAGUAAUAAAUUUAAUUAAUUCAAUUGAAAGAGAUAAUUUGAAUGUUAAUUUAACACAAGAAAAUUUGGAUGCUUUAUUAUUAACUAUGUAA